AUGCCCGGCGACGAUGGUUCCUCUCUUACAGAACCCCAGGUGGUCGAAGCCGUUCCUACGAAGGAUGAUGCCCCUCCUGCCAAAGAGGAGUUGACCACAUUACAAGUGUAUACGAAAAACUUACCUCUUAUCUGUAAACUAGGUGCUGGUUUCUUCGCUGAUGCUUACGACAUGUUCGUUAUUGACAUAGUCUUGGCUAUUCUCAGCGAGAUGCAAGAGGAAGAUCCUACUGGACUAGGCAUGGACGCCAGUACCAAAGGUCUGGUGGCCUCGGCGACUUCUAUCGGUGCGGUUGCUGGUAUGCUUUUCUUCGGAGUUGUUGGUGACCAAGUUGGUCGCAGGAUUGGUAUCUUAUGUACUGGUGCGUUCGUGGCACUAGGUGCUGUUUGCUCAGCGUGUAUUCAACGGUCUACGACGUUCUCUUUGGCGCAUCAACUCUUUGUGUGUCGUCUCGUGUUGGGCUUCGGAAUCGGCGGUGAGUAUCCUCUAUCUGCAGCUAUGGCAUCGGAGCGCUCCGAUAACGCUACUCGCGGGCGCAUCACAACUGGUGUUUUUUCGAUGCAAGGACUUGGUAUGAUAUUCGCUGCCGUUCUGCCUCUCAUUUUACUCUACGCCGUUGCCCUAUGGAGAUCUGUUGGCNNNNAUAAGACUAUGAUUAUUGGGACUCCUUGUUUUAGUGUUUAUACCAGUCCUUGCAUUUCUCUCUUUGUCCAGCAGUAGCUGUGAUGACUGAGUAUAUCCAUUCGUUGUGGUAUUAUGAAUGAAGUAUGUCUAAUGGUUCUCUUCUUCUUGAGCAUCAAGUUCUGUCCAUAAUAUUCGUCUUAAUGUCUUUGAGCGAAGGAAGCAUCUGAUGAUUGAGCUUUAGUAUUUGGAUAAGCCACUCUUUCUGAGCGUAUCUAAUAUAACGUAUCACCAGUCAAUGGUUCGGUGACACGCAGUUUACAUCUGAACUUGAGACUCCUGCUAUCUAGUUGUGGUCGUUUUCCAUUGGCGAAUUAUGAGCCCAUUCUUGGAUGAGCCUGUUGUUCCUUCGGAAAGCGGUCGCUUUCGUUUUACAUUCGGUUCCCGAGUGUCGUUCUUACCGUUUUUGUUGGUCAACUGCUUUAGUUGUCCUCUAGUUCCUCCUUCCUGGGUGUCACCGUACCAUGCAGGGUGAUACGGACGUGCUCUUGUCGUCUAGUGAAAAGUAUGUCACGCCCUGGCUGUUGAUGCCCUCGGCGUUGCUUUCGUGACCGUUGCCCUUUGCUGUCUGAUAUCUGUGUCCGGAAUGGGAAUGAGACCUUUCCGUUUACACCACUGCUAGAGCCUAUAGGCUUCUAAUACAACUUAGAUAGUGCUGUAAGAAAACGAUGUCUGGGCGACCUACACGAUGGGCCGCAGGUUUCGUUUUCGUUCAAGCACAAAAGAAAAAUUGUCUACUAGCAAGCGUUCCUAGCGAUUGUUACGUUUCUUAUGAUCUGUUGGUGAACCGAUAGGUUACCGUGUUACAAGUUGCUAUAUCG
Molecule: messenger RNA, 1502 nt
Organism: Perkinsus marinus ATCC 50983
Lineage: Eukaryota; Perkinsozoa; Perkinsida; Perkinsidae
Product: inorganic phosphate transporter, putative
Exons: 2
Coding region: 1-720 (239 amino acids)
Biological process (GO): carboxylic acid transport; transmembrane transport
Cellular component (GO): plasma membrane
Molecular function (GO): carboxylic acid transmembrane transporter activity
Source: RefSeq, a predicted model, not a curated record